AUGGAAGAAGACAAAAAGACUUUCCACAUCAAACAAAUGUCAUCAACAUUACUCGAAUUCCUUCCAAAAAAGAAGAUGACUUUUAAAUGCUUUGAUCUCACAGAAAGAAUUCAAAAAUCGGAGACAGAUGGAACCAUUGGAAAUUCAUUCUACAAAUCUUCUCUGAUGCCAUGUACCAUUAUUUGUCACAACGUUUUAAACACUGGUCUUUGUGACAAAUCGUGUUACUCAACAAAAUCUUUAGUGGAGAGAAUUAAAGGGUUAUCACCGAAAUAUAUCAAUUGUUCACACUUUACGAACGAGAGAAACUGUGCGUGUGCAUUAUUCCAGAUAUACAACAAAAUAACAACAACGUAUCCAAUCAACCAAGACUUCUCUUUCAAAACGACUGCGGACGUGAAUUACAUUCUCUCCAAUUUGUCACCAACGAAAGAAGUGAAGCGAAAUUACCUAUUUGUACUCAACGACAUUGACACUCCCUUUCUCCUUUCCCACAGGCAAUUCUUCAUCGACUUACUUCCAACUUUAAUAUCAAAUUUCCCAACAACACGAUUCAUUCUUAACACCAAUUCAGUCGAUGGACCCUUCCUCUUUUCCUUUGCUCAAAUGAUCAAAAUGCGACUCGUGAUUAACACAAUAACGGGAGACAGGUGGAAAGAUCAAAGUUGGUUCGUUACGCCCGUAGUAACACAAGACGCUCCGAAGACAAAGACAAGAUCGGCUGUUGUUUUGGAUCAAACAGCUUCGUUAAGUAGUUUAGAAAAGGAAGUCCUUUCUGGGAUAGUCUGUGGCGAUGCUUGUAGCAUUGAACAGUGCUUUAAUGCAUUCAGUGCAACAAACAAAACCGUGUCGUUCUUAGCAUACAAAAAGACUCUAAAGUGGUUAAGCGAGAGAGGACUUAUAACAAUACGUCGUGGGGUCGUCUCGUUGAAAGUGAGCAAACAAAAGUUGCAGAACAUCCUCAAACUGUCGUAA
Molecule: messenger RNA, 975 nt
Organism: Entamoeba invadens IP1
Lineage: Eukaryota; Evosea; Mastigamoebida; Endamoebidae
Exons: 1
Coding region: 1-975 (324 amino acids)
Source: RefSeq, a predicted model, not a curated record